AUGAGUAGGCCCUUAGACCUUGCUUCGCAUAGAUUGAGCACGCCUAUUAUUAGAAUCGAUCCAGACGAGGAGCUGUAUAAUGCUAUCAAAGAUAAAGGAUAUAAUUUCCCAUAUAAAAAAGUUCGUGAAUGGUUACAUAACCAGAAUGAAUGGCAAAAAUAUGCCCCACCGCCGAAAGAUACUCCACGGGGGAAGACAUGGAAAGCAGUAUUACAGAUUAUAGACGUGUCUAGCAGAUUCAAAGCGAGUGUUCCUCUAAUAUCGAAGAAUAGUUCUGAAGUUGCUAAAGCAUUUAGGAAAAUUUAUGAUAAUCCCAAUAACCCUCUUACGUAUCUGACACUUCUACAAUGUGAUGGUGGGACGGAAUUCAAAAAAUCG
This is a messenger RNA of Paraglomus brasilianum, 378 nucleotides long. Lineage: Eukaryota; Fungi; Glomeromycota; Glomeromycetes; Paraglomerales; Paraglomeraceae. The record is from the annotation of a GenBank genome assembly.